Trichomycterus rosablanca is the source of this 2328-nucleotide messenger RNA. Its product is annotated as ATP-binding cassette sub-family D member 3-like. Lineage: Eukaryota; Metazoa; Chordata; Actinopteri; Siluriformes; Trichomycteridae. Gene Ontology annotation, biological process: fatty acid beta-oxidation; peroxisome organization; very long-chain fatty acid catabolic process. The record is from RefSeq and is a predicted model, not a curated record. The transcript has 22 exons. Gene Ontology annotation, cellular component: peroxisomal membrane. The coding region runs from base 1 to 1953 and encodes 650 amino acids. Gene Ontology annotation, molecular function: ATP hydrolysis activity; ABC-type transporter activity; long-chain fatty acid transmembrane transporter activity.
AUGGCGGCUGUUAGUAAGUACCUGACAGCCAGAAAUUCCUCCAUCACAGGUGCUGCAGCUUUACUCACAUUUUACCUGCUUAAACACUACAGAAAAACCACCAAAUCCAGCGUAAAUAAUUUUCAGCAGGACCACAGGCAGCACAAAGGUGUCAUGGAUAAACUUUUUAUUUCCAGGAUUUAUAAAGUUCUGAGGAUUUUAAUGCCACAGGUUUUUUGUAAAGAGUCUGGAUAUUUGCUGCUGAUUGCUGUGAUGCUUUUGGCCCGAACCUACUGUGACGUCUGGAUGAUCCACAAUGGCACCAUGAUCGAGAGUGCCAUUAUUGGACGAUCCACAAAAGCAUUUAAAAGUUAUUUGUUCAACUUUAUCGUCGCCAUGCCAUUUAUCUCACUAGUGAACAAUUUUCUGAAGUUUGGACUAAACGAACUGAAACUCUGCUUUCGCAUCAGACUGACCAAUCAUCUGUACAGCCGCUACCUCAGAGGAUUCACCUACUAUAAGGUCAGUAAUCUGGAUAAUCGGAUAAAUAAUGCAGAUCAGUUACUGACGCAGGAUGUGGAGAAGUUCUGUAACAGUGUGGUGGAACUGUACUCCAACAUCAGCAAGCCUCUGCUGGACAUCAUCAUCUACCUUUGUAAACUAACCACUGGUGUGGGAGUUCAGGGUCCGCUGAGUUUGCUGAGUUAUCUGGUUCUCUCGGGUUCAUUACUGACGAUGUUACGCAGACCGGUCGGGAAAAUGACGGUAACGGAGCAGAAAUACGAGGGGGAGUUCCGAUACAUCAACUCUCGCCUCAUUACCAACAGUGAAGAAAUCGCGUUUUAUAACGGUGGCAGGAGAGAGAAGAUCAUCAUCCACCACACCUUCUACAAACUGGUGGAGCACCUGAAGCAGUUCAUUUUUUUCCGUUUCUCCCUGGGUGUGAUGGAUAGUAUCGUAGCAAAAUACGUGGCCUUCGUGGUGGGAUAUCUGGUCAUCAGUCGGCCAUUUUUAGAUCCGACGAACAUGAGGGUCGCUAAGAGCACUCAUGCUCAGAGACUGGAGGAGUACUAUCAGACGGGCCGGAUGUUACUCAGUAUGGCUCAGGCUUUAGGACGAAUUGUUCUGGCUGGUCGAGAGAUGAGUCGACUCUCAGGCUUCACAGCGAGGAUCAGUGAGAUUCAGGACGUGCUGGAGGACGUAAACGAUGGCAGAUAUGAGAGAACCAUGGUGUCACCCAGCAGAAAAGAUUCAGAGGACGAGCAGAAAUCAGAUCUGCUUCCUGGAGGGGGAGAAAUUCUGAUAGCAGAUAAUAUCAUCAGGUUUGAACACGUUCCUCUGGUGACCCCUAAUGGUGACGUCCUUAUCCAGGAUUUAUCCUUUCAGGUGCUGUCAGGUACUAAUGUGCUGGUGUGUGGACCAAAUGGCUGUGGAAAGAGCUCCUUAUUCCGAAUUUUAGGAGAGUUGUGGCCUCUGUUCGGAGGACGACUUACCAAACCAGACAGAGGAAAACUCUUCUACGUUCCUCAGAGACCGUACAUGACUUUGGGUUCACUGAGGGAUCAGGUGAUUUACCCCGAUACUCAAAACAAGCAGAAAGGAAUCUCUGAUCAGGUGCUAAAGGAUUACCUGGAUAAGGUUCAGCUGGGACACAUUUUGGAGCGAGAGGGCGGAUGGGAGAGUGUGCAGGACUGGAUGGAUGUUCUGAGUGGAGGAGAGAAACAGAGGAUGGCUAUGGCACGACUCUUCUACCACAAACCUCAGUUUGCUAUUUUGGACGAGUGUACGAGCGCAGUGAGUGUGGAUGUAGAGGAUUUCAUGUACAGUCACUGCAGGAAGGUGGGCAUCACCCUUUUCACCGUCUCACACCGUAAAUCACUAUGGAAACACCACGAGUUUUAUCUGCACAUGGACGGUCGAGGAAACUACGAGUUUAAACGCAUCACAGCCGACACGGUCCAGUUCGGAUCAUGAAUCAGUGUGUGUUUGAGAGAGUGUGUGUGUGUGUGUGUGUGUGUGUGUGUGUGUGAUUUCUCUGUAACAGAGGAAGUGAUGUGUGUCUCUCAGAGAGACUUCCUGUGUGAUGGAGGUUCUGUGAUUGUUACUGGAUUAUUUGUGGAUUUUUGCUGUUACGUCUGGAGUUACAGAGCAGCAGGUCAAGGGCCUCGCUCAGGGGCCCAACACUGGUAACUUGGCAGUGAUGGGAAUUGAACCAGCAACCUUCUGAUCAGUGAGCCGGCACUGCCCUGAGGUUCUGGAGUGUCUGUUGAUAAAGAAGGACUGCUGAUGAAGGACGAGACAUUUAUCAUGUUUACAAACAUUUAAAUAAAAUAAAAUUAAACCCCCGUC